CGGUUUACAGGGGAGUUCCCACAAAGGUUUCUAUAAAAACCCUGCCCAGACUCCACGAACAACACCCAGCUCUUCCCUUCUCCAGCGCUCCGUUUACCUGUGCAGUGACUCAAUCUCCAGCAUGACCCAGCUUGAACUAGCAGCAAAGGCCGUGGCCGAGGUGUUCAACAGGUACGCCGGUCAGGAUGCCCAGAAAGAUGUGCUCAGCACAGAGGAAUUCAAAGCACUGCUACAGGCUGAGAUUCCCAAGCUGAAAAACGUUAAUUUAGUUCAAGCGAAUGCAAUGAUGAAGCACAUCGAUAACAACAAGAGUAAAAGCAUCGACCUGAAGGAGUUUGGCACCCUGGUCGGGAUCCUGGCUAAGGGAUACAAAAAAUGUUGACUCUGCCAAUCCUGAGCCAUGACUGCAGAUCAAGGAGGGCAUGAGGAGAGAGGAGCGUUGAAAGGGUGUUGUUAUGAUGCGAAAUAAAAGUCAAGAAAAAAUA
Molecule: messenger RNA, 485 nt
Organism: Polyodon spathula (Mississippi paddlefish)
Lineage: Eukaryota; Metazoa; Chordata; Actinopteri; Acipenseriformes; Polyodontidae
Product: protein S100-Z-like
Exons: 3
Coding region: 122-382 (86 amino acids)
Biological process (GO): endothelial cell migration
Cellular component (GO): cytoplasm; extracellular exosome
Molecular function (GO): calcium ion binding
Source: RefSeq, a predicted model, not a curated record